UGCGACCGGUUCCCAGGCCCUGCACUAGGUAGGUUGUUUACCCAUUCAAUGGUUACAUGGGAGGGGCGUGCGUAUCUUUCUGAUGCAAGGCACCUUGCCCAUCUUACACCAGCAGUGACUCAGUUUCCUCAUGUGUGGUUCUUCCCAAAGAAUGAGGCCGAGUAUAAAGUCAGGGUGAUGCCCCUCCCUUUCAUCCGAGGAGGAUAUCCUAUUACUUGAUCAUCGUGUGUUCAUACCGGGCCAUACCCCCUAGCCCUCUCCUCUUCAGACUUCCUCAUAAGAUUCCCCUUUCCCACCAGGGACCCCCUGAACACAACCACAUCAACCAAAGCAUACGCCUCCAAACCGCAAAGAUGGAUCAACCAUCACGAACAUCAUCACACACCCUCCCGCCAGGCUCCUCCUCAGACUCAGACGGCGCCGCAGCACCCCAAUACGCCCGCCCAACCCGCCGCUCCUCCAUCGCCUCAAACGUCCUCCACCCCGUAAAGACAAAGGAGGAAAUCGACCCAGAGCUGGACGUGAACCUCCCCUACCGAACCCUCUCCCCCAACGCAAACCUCGACGAGUACCGCGUAGAAACCCACAACGGCGAGAUCCCAGCCGUCGCCACCGAUGCUUCUUCCGCGCCAGCAGGCCGCGCAGACUAUAAACUCGUCACCUUCGUCCCCAACGACCCCCAAAACCCAAAGAACUGGAGCAAGGCCUACAAGUGGUACUGCACAAUGGUCGUCGCCCUAACCUGCUUCGUCGUCGCCUUCUGCUCCUCGGUCAUCACAGCAGACAUUGAAGGCGUCGCCGCAGAAUUCCACUGCUCAGAGGAAGCCGCCUUGGUUUCCAUCACCGUCUUUGUCAUCGGCUUCGGCAUCGGUCCCAUGGCCUUCGCGCCCCUGUCCGAAAUUUACGGCCGCCAGGUGAUUUACGCAUCGACCCUCCUCAUCGCCGUAAUCUUCAUCAUCCCCUGCGCCGUGGCCAAAAACCUCGCAACGUUGCUCGUCUGCCGCGCCAUCGACGGCAUCGCCUUCUCCGCGCCCAUGACACUCGUAGGCGGCACCCUCGCAGACCUCUGGCGCAACGAGGAGCGCGGCGUCCCUAUGGCAGCCUUCUCCGCCGCGCCCUUCAUCGGCCCGGCCAUCGGUCCCCUCGUAGGCGGCUUCCUCUCCGACGCGGCGGGCUGGCGCUGGCUCUACUGGAUCCAGCUCAUCAUGGCCUUCGUCGUCUGGGUCCUCAUCUCCUUCACCGUCCCGGAAACCUACGCGCCCACGAUCCUCGCCCGCCGCGCCCAAAAGAUGCGCAAGGAGACCGGCGACGCAACCCACGUCACGGAACAGGACAUCGACAUGCGCCCCUUCAGCGAGCGCCUGGGCAUCUUCCUCAUCCGCCCCUUCCAGCUCCUCUUUGGCGAGCUCAUCGUCUUCCUCAUCUCAAUCUACAUGUCCGUCCUCUACGGCCUGCUCUACAUGUUCUUCGUCGCCUUCCCCAUCAUCUACCAAAAGCGCAAGGGCUACUCCGCCUCCUCGACAGGCCUCAUGUUCAUCCCCCUCGCCGUCGGCGUCCUCCUCUCGGCAGCCUGCUCCCCUUGGGUGAACAAGCACUAUCUCACCCUCGUCGCAAAGCACAACGGCCACCCGCCCGCCGAGGCCCGCCUCAUCCCCAUGAUGCUCAGCUGCUGGUUCAUCCCCGUCGGCCUCUUCAUCUUCGCAUGGACAUCCUACCCGGAUCUCCACUGGGCCGGCCCGGCCUUUGGUGGUUUCCCCGUCGGCUUCGGCUUCAUCUUCCUGUACAACUCGGCCAACAACUACCUCGUCGAUUCCUACCAGCACCAGGCCGCCUCCGCCCUCGCCGCAAAGACCUGCAUCCGUUCUUUCUGGGGUGCCGCCGUCGUCCUCUUCACCGAGCAAAUGUACGACCGCCUCGGCGACCAGUGGGCCUCUUCCCUCCUCGCUUUCCUCGGUCUCGCGUGCUGUGCGAUUCCCUUCCUCUUCUGGGUCUACGGAGCCCGCAUCCGUGCCAGGAGCAAGUACGCCUACUCCGGCGAUGAAGAGGAGACGUCAGGGUCCGACAUCGAAAAGGCCAAGCCCGUCAAGAACGCUCUGGCUCCCACCCGCACCUUUGAGCCCGCGUAAGCGACUCGCAUAUCUCGACAUGUAUACACCUCGACACAUAUCAAAACACCCAACAAGUUGCUGUAUGUCAGCUAUUUGUUAUUGGCGCCUUGGCUACCAGCCCUGGAUUCGUUGGUAAUCUUUGUUUAUUCGGCGUAAAGAGGAGGCUGGCGUUGGAUAGAGGAAUCCAGGAGCGAGGGGCAUUUUAGACUAUAGACGCAUGUACAUUUCAACGGCCGGCGCCGUUAAUAAUCCUAAAUAAAAUUGAAAUCAAAUCAGUCGGGUUCAAUUGCAUGCAUGUGUGGAUAAUGCAACCAUUUGAACACAACAGUCCUCUUCUUGU
This is a messenger RNA of Colletotrichum phormii, 2448 nucleotides long. RefSeq names its product major facilitator superfamily transporter. NCBI's taxonomy places the organism in Eukaryota, Fungi, Ascomycota, Sordariomycetes, Glomerellales, Glomerellaceae. Gene Ontology annotation, biological process: transmembrane transport. Bases 354 to 2126 code for a protein of 590 amino acids. Gene Ontology annotation, cellular component: plasma membrane. Gene Ontology annotation, molecular function: transmembrane transporter activity. The record is from RefSeq and is a predicted model, not a curated record. The transcript has a single exon.